ACAGUGUUGUGUCUACACUACUCCUAAUUCGACCCAGGAAGGUCAACUCUAGCACUUCUCCUCUCCCUGAGGUGGAGUACAGGCAUUGAUUUUACAAGCCCUUUGGGUUGGCGGAAAGGGCUCAGUAGUGUAGACACGCACAUUAUAAAUUCGACCUAACGCGGCAUAUGUUGACCUAACGCUGUAGUGUAGACCAGUUUUAAAGUCGAUCUUGUUUGCUUGCUUGAGCCAGACCCCUCCCGGAGGCAGGUCAGUGUCGCUGUAAGGAGCUCUGCUCUCUCUCUCUCCCUUCCCUCCAGCCUGGGAUCACUCACUGGAGGAAAACAGUAUUCCCCCUCCCCCCUUCAAUCCCGUGGCCAAAUCUCUCUGCCGUUUUGGGCUUCAACUCUGCCAGGAUUCAGAGCAGGAGGAAAUAGGGAACUGCCGGGAGUCUGGGGAUAUCCUAAAGAGACAGGGGACCGGGGGCGUUACAAUGGAAAGUGACGCAGAGGGGAGCCGAGAGGGAGAAUGAAGUAAAUUAACCAAGGGGGGAAGGGGAAAACCACUUCCUUUUUGCUCCAUCUUCAUUGUUCAAAGCGGCGCCUUCUGCGAAUUCUGUAUUUCCUGUCCCUGAAAUCCUGUGAGGCCGGAGCUGAACGGCCCCUGAGCACGGCCGCAGUGGGCAGUUGGCAAAGCGCAGCUCAGGGGCAGAGUUGGGCAGUCCCUCAUCCUACUGAUCCCCUUUCCAGCAGAUUUGUGUGGCAUUUCCCCUUUAUUCUGCAAACCUGGGGUGCCAGAAGAGCUGUGGGUCUCCUGUGAGUGCCUGGAUUUAAAGUCUUUUAUCGCCAUCCAAUCAUGGCAAGGAGACAGUGUUACUGAACAGAAUUCCAUCCAUCCCUCGUAAUGUGUGCACCCUGUUGGUUUGAACUGGAAUAGAAAUCCCAGCAUUUUAGGACUUGGGAGAGCUAAUGGCCUCUGCCAUGGGAGCCAGACACUUGGUGGCUACUGUGGUGCUUAUGUGCAUAUUGCUCCAUGAGGCAUUUGCUCAAAACCUCAUCAAGAACCCCAAGAACCAGAAGACAGAGCACUCGCUCCUGAUAAAUGAGAUCAAUGCGGACAACCCGGGGGAAGAUACCUCUGAGUUUGUGGAGCUCUAUCACACCAGCGGCCGAGAGGCCCCCUUGGAUGACUACUACCUGGUCUUUUACAAUGGCAACGGCAACCAGGCCUACAAAGUCCUGAACCUUCAGGGCAAAGUCACCAAUAAUCAAGGGUUCUUUCUUGUUGGGUCUUCCACGGUGAAACCCCAGCCCUCCAUGAUCUUGCCUAAGAACACUAUCCAGAAUGGGCCUGAUGCCAUUGCCCUGUAUUAUGGGAAGAGGAACUACCAGGAGGGCAUGAGGGUCACCAGCGACGGGCUGGUGGAUGCCUUGGUCCAUAAGUCUAGGAAGAGUGACAGAGCGGAUAUGUUGCUCAAUGUGCUGACCCCCAACAGGGAUGCUUUCCUGGAGGAUCCCUCCUUCAGGACCACAGACGAGUCGAUAGAAAGGUGCCACGGGGAGGGUUCUGAGUGGAUCUUUCAAGUGGCCAUGCCCACCCCAGGCAAGGAUAACCACUGCAUCCCCUCUUCCCAGCUGAAUGCUUCUGCCGUGCUAAUCAGUGAGGUUCACGCUGUGACCUCUCCUGGGGAGUCUGAAUUCAUUGAGCUUCAGGGACCUCCUUCCACUGUCCUGAGCGACUUGGUUCUGGUGCUGAUCGAAGGACGGACCAAAAGGGUUUAUUUCUUCAUGGACGUUUAUGGCAAAACCUCUCCUGAGGGGCUAUUUCUCAUUGGUCCUGCACAAGCCAGAACCCCAGUUGACCUGCCAUUCCCACCAAACUCCAGCAGCCCUCUCCUCAGCACUGGUCCCCAAGCCAUCGCCCUGUACGUUGGAAACAGCAGCAGUUACACACUGGGGAAAGCAGCAUGUGCUACCAACCUGUUGGAUGCUUUAGUGUACACAAGCAAUGGGAGUGCAGACCCAGAGCUCCUGGAGAUCCUGACCCCUGGGAGACAUGCCUAUGAGAAUAACAGCCACCAGCCAGGUAACAUGUCCAUGAGUCGGUGCAGCUGCUGCUCUGUGACCCGGGACCCCUCCAUCUAUGCCCUCAGCAGCCCCACGCCCGGACAGUUCAAUGACUGCCCCAGCAGCCGCUUCAGCCAGCCCAUCUCCCUCUGCCUCCAUAUAGCAGAUUGCCAGCUGUGGCUCCUUGGGUCAUAUGAGAUACAGACGGCUCUAGCCCAGGCCCUUGACAAGCUGUGCAAUUGUGGAAUGUCUGUUGCAUACUUUAAAGAUCCUGUCACAACAUGCCGGGGCACAGAGUUUGUAUUCACCAUACUCCUGACUGCCAAGUCAUCUGAGCAGCUGAGCAGCCUGGUACAAGCCUUCACCAGCUUCCUGGAGAGUCCCAGGGCAGCAAAUUUCAGCAGCUGGAAUGCCACAGUGGAAAAGGCCUGUUCCAAAGAUGCUAAUGUCACGGCAUCUCCUCCAGGUGCCAGAGAACCACCUUCCCAUGCAGCCGAGCUGCUCAUCAACGAGGUGAAUCCGGACAAUCCGGGAGGCCAGGAGGAUAUGGAGUACAUCGAGCUGCUCUACACUGGGCAGACACGUUUUGACCUCCGUGGUUAUUGGCUGGUCCUUUAUAAUGGCAAAAACAACCAGGCCUACAGGGUGGUGAACCUGACGGGCUACUGUACUAAUGAGCAGGGCUACUUCCUGGUGGGGAGUGCGUGGGUGACCCCAAGUCCUGUGAUUGUUCUGCCUCCGAACACCAUUCAGAAUGGGGGGGAUGCCGUGGCCCUCUACCACAGUACCACGUUCACCUACAGCAUGGGCAUGGCUGUGACAGAGGCAGGGCUGGUGGACGCAGUGGUCUACAAGUCCCGGGCAUCUGACAGGGCAGAUAAGCUGCUCAAAGUACUGACCCCAGGGCAGAAUAUCCUGUAUGAAGAUGACUCCCACAGCAGCCAGGAUGAAUCUCUGAGCCGGUGUAACAGCCAGAGCCCCAGAGUCCACAGCAGCUUCCAGGUGACUACGAUAACACCAUUCGGGGAGAAUGCCUGCGCCAACUCCUCAGCACCAUCUCCCACCGUCCCCUCCCUCCUAAUCAACGAGUUGAGCCUGGCCAACAGCACUGCCCCCUACCAGUUCAUUGAGCUGAAGGGCAAACCUGGAGCCACCCUGGGAGGAUAUACCCUGGUGUUCUUCUCUGGGCAGGAUGGCAAAGCAUAUGCCAGCAUCCCACUACAGGGCACGUUCGGGGCCACGGGCCUGUUUGUGAUUGCACCAUCAGGACCGCCCAGGCCUGAUCAGCAAUUGCCGUUUGUCAAGAAUGCCCCAUCUGUUAGACGUGGCUCCAGCGCUGUGGCAGUGUACAACAGCCGUCAAGCAAGAAUUCCUGUUGACAUGAUGGUGACUCUAGAGAACCUGGUGGAUGCUCUGGUGUACACAUGGGAAUCUAGCACAGGCAGAGGACAGCUGAACCACCUCGGUCCAUCGCACUUUGUGCCCUGUGCGGAAGAGAGGCCAGUGUCUCUGAGCCGCUGCUCCUGCUGUGAUGUGAGUGCUGCGCUGGUAUAUGUCAUCUCGGACCCUACACCUGGCUUGGAGAACAGCUGCCCCCUGAAGUCAUUUGCUGUGGAUCUUGAUAUGUGCCUGCUGACACCCAAUUGCUCUAUGUGGACCCCAAACUCUGAGAGGGCGCAUGACAGCCUGGAGAAGGUAUUAACGAAAUCCAUAGAGGAAAACUGUGCCUGCGGCAUCUCCCAGUUCUAUCUACACGCAGAACUCAACUUCACCUGCACAGACUCCAUGUUGCAGCUUUCAGGUCAGGUGUGGGCCAAGUCACCAGAGCAGCAGCAUCUAAUUCUAAACUGGCACAGGGACUUCGCCGCCAGCCCUCAUCCCUUUUCUGUGGAUGGGAGAGUACUUAAAACAAACAAAGAGUGUGUCGCUCCAGACAACGCAGUGUCAGCGUCACAGAAUGGCUCCUCCUUCCAAGCCUGGGAAAUAGCCCUCUUUGUCCUGGGAUCUAUCCUGCUCACACUCACACUAGUUGCUGUAGCUGUCUCUUACUUCAAAAGACACUCCCUGAAUUACACCACCAUAGAAAUGAAUGACCGCAGACAGAUGGCAGCAGACUUCUAACUCUUCCAGGAAAAAUGUCACUGGCAAGAUCCAUUAUUCUAGGGGUGGGUGGGGCUUGCAUCUCAAGGUGAGCGAGCUGUCUGUCCAGUACCCUCCCCGACACCAGGAUAGUUGCACAGACCCACUCUACAGCGAGAAUGUAACUUUACAUUUAAAGUGCCUGGGUUAUUUUUUAAACUCUGAGUGGUCUACAACUGACUAAAAGAUUUAAGAAAUGGGCUUGUGGCAGAUGCAGAGCUUGAAAGGCCCUGAGCUGCAGCAGGAUGGCUGUCCCCAUUGUGGAUGGGCUGCCAGACUGGGUGAGGAGACGACAAUAUUGUUCCCUAGGCUUCUCCCAAGACAAAUUUGGUACCGGUGGUAAAUCAAGUGGUGGCAGCUUGCAGGGGAACGGGAACUGUCCCAAGCUCUAGUCAGCUGGGGAAAAGAUUAACAGAAGGACAGACUGGCUUAUCCUAGAAGAUGAGCUCAGUUCUUAUUCGGCCUGAUUGCUGCUGUACAUGUGAAUAAAAUUUGUUACUCCAGUGGA
Messenger RNA from Chrysemys picta bellii (western painted turtle), 4692 nucleotides. RefSeq lists its product as uncharacterized. The record is from RefSeq and is a predicted model, not a curated record. Lineage: Eukaryota; Metazoa; Chordata; Testudines; Emydidae.